This is a messenger RNA of Porites lobata, 2898 nucleotides long. The record is from the annotation of a GenBank genome assembly. NCBI's taxonomy places the organism in Eukaryota, Metazoa, Cnidaria, Anthozoa, Scleractinia, Poritidae.
AUGGUGCUCCCAACUUUGAUUUUGCAAAAACCAUCCGCUACUUCCAAAAGCAAGGAGCAUAGUGAAGCAAUAGAGCGUCGAUUAGCACUCUGGAAACAAGGGGACAUUGAUUUGCUGCUUAAAGAAGUGAGGUUCUUUCAAGGGAAAUUUGUGAAUUCCAAGAAACCUAGAAAGGUUGAAGACAUAUCCAAAGCCUUCUCAAAGCUGGUUCUGCAAGGAAAAUUGACAGCUGCAAUGAAACUCCUAGAUAACGAGAGCUCGUCCGGUCUUCUCGACCUAUCGUCAGAUGUCCUGCAAGGGCUACAGGACAAGCACCCACAGGCAGCUGAUAUCGCAGAGGAGAGUUUGUUACAUGGCCCAAUUGAUUAUAUUCCGCCAAAUGUUUAUGACCUCUUAGACGAAGAAUCGAUCUACAACUCGGCAAGUAAAACCAAGGGCUCAGCCGGACCAUCUGUAAUGGACGCAAAGCUGUAUAAGAGAAUCCUGUGCUCUAAGAAUUUCAAGACCGAGGGCAAAAUAUUGAGAGAAGAGCUAGCCGUGUUCACAAGAAAUCUGCUAAGGAAAUCGUACCACCCAUCCUUACUUGAAGCCUUUACGUCCUGCAGGCUCAUUCCGCUUGAUAAGAACCCGGAAAUCAGACCAAUUGGUGUUGGAGAGGUACUAAGGAGAAUAGUGGGGAAAACGGUCAGCGGUUUCUUAAAGGAGGAAAUAAAAGAAGCGGCGGGUCCCCUACAAGUUUGCGCUGGUCAUAAUGCAGGAGCGGAGGCUGCGAUCCAUGCAAUGAGUCAAGUGUUUAUUGAAGAAGGAACAGAUGGAAUAUUGCUAAUUGAUGCUAGUAACGCUUUUAACCAAAUGAAUAGGUCAGCGGCCUUACACAAUAUCCAGAUCAUGUGCAAAGAAAUGGCGCUCUAUGUUAUUAACACAUAUAGAAGCCCAUCUAGACUGUUUAUUUGUCGGGGAGGUGAAAUACUUUCUCGAGAAGGCACCGCACAGGGAGAUCCGCUAGCGAUGCCAUGGUACGCACUUAAUACAUCCAUAAUGAUGCAGAAUUUGAGGGAUCAUUACCCAUUGGUUAAACAGGUGUGGCUUGCAGACGACUCAGCUGGAGGAGGGAGUAUAGUGCAGUUAUACAACUGGUACAGGCAAUUGAGUAAGGAAGGUCAAAAGUUUGGUUACCUUGUGAAUGGGACAAAGAGCUGGCUUAUUGUGAAGUCUAGGGAACUCGCGGAGGAAGCAAAGAGGCUGUUUGGAGAGGAAGUCAACAUAACGACUGAAGGUCAGCGCCAUCCGGGAGCAGUUAUUGCGUCGCAAGAAUACAAAGAUCAGUAUUGCGAGGAGAAGGUUCGUGCAUGGAAAGAGGAAAUCGAACGUCUAUCUGAAAUAGCGAAGAGCCAGCCUCGUGCGGCGUAUAUUGCUUUCACAAAAGGCUGCAAGUCGAAGUUCACCUACUUCAUGCGCACGAUUGAAUCGUUUGAAGUUUAUGUCGAUCCAAUCCAGGAAGUGAUUGAAGAUUUACUACUCCCAACUUUGUUCGGUCAAUCAGAGCCUCUCCCUAACGAGGUGCGCAGACUUGCUACCUUAGCAACGGGUCAAGGGGGUCUAGGCAUUCCUGAUCUGAAAUCCGAGGCACCGCAGCAGUUUGCUGCCUCGAGACUAAUAACCACCGCGCACGUAGAUUCUAUUACUUCACAGAGUUCCAUCAUGGUGCCAGGAGAAAGAUCUACGGAGGAGCUAAAGAGGCAUCAACAAUCACUUAAGAGAGCAAGUGCCAAAGAGAAAAUGGAUAGCAUUGAUUCAAGCCUCUCCCCAGGCCUGCUGCGUCUGGUUAAUCAAUCGAGGGACAAGGGCGCAAGUUCUUGGCUGAAUGCGAUGCCUCUCGCAGACAAAGGUUUAGCCCUCAACAAGCAAGAGUUCAGAGACUCGCUACGCUUGCGUCAUGACUUGCCCUUAGUCGAUUUACCAAGUCAUUGCGUAUGUGAGGAUAAAUUCACGGUUAGUCACGCCCUCUCUUGUAAAAAGGGGGGGUUUGUAGCGCAGAGACAUGACGGUGCACGGAACUUGUUAACGACAUUCAUCGACAAGAUCUGCAAUAAUAGAGAGUUUUAGAUCCGAAUUUACCGCAAACCUCUAACCGCUGGAAGUCACGUGACAAGUCUUUCGCGUCAUGUUUGAGGUUUACGACGUGCGUUUUCAACGUGAGGAGGUAGGUUUUCACGUAUGUCAUUUACCUGAAAGUUUUUAGCUUAUAAUUCUUGUCUUAUCCCACGUCAUGAUACAAAAAUCUUGUGGAGCAAGUCUCUAUCCAUUAACAGAGGCACAAAUUCGAGCGAAAUGCUAAAUUUGAUAAAUCCUAUUGGAUCUUGAACUCAAGUGCCAUUUAUGGCUACUGAUUCAAAUGGCGGCCGUAAAUUUGCAAGAAGAACUAAUGUAAGAAUUUACAGCUGUUUGCUGCUAGAUAACCCAGCGUUACCGUAAAUUUCUGUUAUUUCACUGAUUGAUAUUUCUUCUAUUUCUAAAUGGAAAAAUAAACCAGAAUCCACCUCUUUAAUCCACCGCCAAUCUAAAUCGAAUUAUGUUUGAACGUCGAACCGCAAACGGGUAACUGCAAACCGCGGUUAGAGGUUCGCGAUAAACUCGGAUCUAAAACUCUCUAAUGUCGAAAUCGAACCACGCCUUCAACCCCUGGACAACGAGCGAUUUCAUUUGAGGAGCGCUGUUACAAGUUCUGAGGCAAGGUUGGACAUCAAAGCGGGAGGUUUCUGGGCAAGAGAGUUACGGCAUUUUUUGAUGUUAGAGUUACGCACGUCAACUCCAAGUGUUACCAGAGCAAGCCAACAUCGGAAGUGUUCAAAGAGCAAGAAGAAGAGAAGAAGCGCAAGUACCAGCAGCGGGUGUUAG